Molecule: messenger RNA, 724 nt
Organism: Sipha flava (yellow sugarcane aphid)
Lineage: Eukaryota; Metazoa; Arthropoda; Insecta; Hemiptera; Aphididae
Product: TOX high mobility group box family member 4-B-like
Exons: 4
Coding region: 184-552 (122 amino acids)
Biological process (GO): regulation of transcription by RNA polymerase II
Cellular component (GO): nucleus
Molecular function (GO): chromatin DNA binding
Source: RefSeq, a predicted model, not a curated record
AUAACGUGUCCGCAUCGUGCCGUAUCGUUAUCGUUUAUCGAUUGUUAACGUGCGACAAACGACAACAAACAUCACACCGUCCUCCGAUCGGAGCACCACGUCCGCCUUGUAUCCCGUCGUCCCGAAAGCCUUUAUUUAUGAAACACAUACGGUCUGAUCCACCAACUUCAGCCAUCGCAUUCAAUGUCUUCCAAACUGCAGGCAGAGCAGAAGAAAGCCAAUAGUAAACACAUGUCUACCGGUAAAAGUGACGUUCCAAUGAAAUCUGCUACAGGUAAAUCAGCCACAAUCAAUCCAGAUACCAGCACACCAAAUGACUCCAAAACACAAGAUAAAUGCAUUGCUGAAGGAUGUCAAAAUUUGGCUGUUGCAGAUUCAGAAUGGGACUGUGAAUAUUGCAGUAUAAGUUGUUGUUAUGACCAUUGCAAAUUCACAUUUAAUGCUUGGCUUGAGAGUAAUAAAAAAACUAAAGCAAAAACCAGUACUAUUUCUUCAACUCAUGAAAAUGUAGCUAGUACAUCUAAUCAACAUUCUGGACCAGUAAAUCCAUAAAAUAAGUUGAAAAACAGAUGUUCCAUUACUGAUUGUCGUAAAAUAUUAAUUUUGUAAAUAAAAUAUUUUUUAAUGCCUAUAAUGUGCUUAACUUUUUAUACAAAUUAUACUAUUAUGUACAAUAUUUAUGAUCUUUGUGUGUUUUGAAUCCAGUAUACUUGUCUAAUUUUAA